This is a messenger RNA of Ilyonectria robusta, 4287 nucleotides long. RefSeq names its product IKI3 family-domain-containing protein. Gene Ontology annotation, cellular component: elongator holoenzyme complex; cytosol. The coding region runs from base 275 to 4183 and encodes 1302 amino acids. The record is from RefSeq and is a predicted model, not a curated record. Gene Ontology annotation, molecular function: protein binding; tRNA binding. Gene Ontology annotation, biological process: tRNA wobble base 5-methoxycarbonylmethyl-2-thiouridinylation. The transcript has 4 exons. NCBI's taxonomy places the organism in Eukaryota, Fungi, Ascomycota, Sordariomycetes, Hypocreales, Nectriaceae.
CUCGCCUCCAGAUCCAGAAUCCAUCGCAGGCCGCCGCCGAUCCAUCACACCCUCUCAGCGAAAACCUGCCCAAGAAGCCGGCAAGAACCGCGGGCCCGAAAAUCGAACGACGGAUGCAUUGACUGCAACAUCCGACGCCAGACUGUCUCGCCAUCGCCCGGCCGGAACCAAAAGCGAGUCGCACAGGCUGUCGCUGAAGAGAGCGUGAGCCUAGAGCCUAGAGCCUAGAGCCUAACCCUCAAAACCCAGACUCGCGCGCAAGCAGCCCGUCGCGAUGCGCAACCUUCGCAACAUCCGAUUCGGGCGCUGCCACCGCCCCGACGUUACGGCCGCUUGCUGGGACCCCGAGCGGGACGAGGUCGUAUGCACGGCUGGGCCCACGCCGCAGAGCCCUAGUAUUGAGCUGUUGAGACUCACCGGUGACCAGGACAUUUCGCUCCGCACCGUGGCGACCUGGGAUGCUCCCAGCCCCAACCCGGAUCUGCCCGUAGACAGGGUUGUGAGUGUCCAGUAUCUCAGCGGUUCAGCAACCACUUGCCUGGUGCUCGAAGGUGGCGACAUCAUCACCGUCCAGGAGGACGAGUUCUCGAAUGAUGGCGCCCAUAUUGAGAUUGUCGGCUCCAUCGACGACGGCAUCGCCGCUGCCCGCUGGUCCCCCGAUGAGGAGCUGCUCGCCGUCGUCACCAAGGCCAACUCACUCAUCUUCAUGGGCGCUUCCUUCGACCCCGUGGCUGAGGUGCCCAUGACGGCCGAGGACCUCAAGGCGUCCAAGCACGUCUCUGUCGGCUGGGGCAAGCGGGAGACCCAGUUCCAGGGCCGCGGCGCAAAGGCACUACGAGAUCCCACCAUCCCCGAAAAGGUUGACCAGGGCCUCCCAAGCCCUUAUGAGGACGCCGCAGUGACCAUUAGCUGGAGGGGAGAUGGCGCCUAUGUGGCUAUUAAUGCCGUCGAGCAGGGUGCGCGCCGUAUCAUUCGUGUCUACUCUCGUGAAGGUGAGCUGGACAGCGCCAGCGAGCCCGUGGAUGGUUUCGAGAGCAGCUUGAGCUGGCGGCCCUCAGGCAACCUCAUGGCCGGCAUCCAACGGUUUUCGGAUCGAGUAGAUGUCGUGUUUUUCGAGAGGAACGGUCUUCGACAUGGACAGUUUACUCUACGCUCCCCCACCGGGCCGGUGACUUCGCACGAGAGAAUACGCUUGGAGUGGAACUCGGACUCGACCGUCUUGGCAGUCAUCUACAAGGACAUGGUUCAGCUUUGGACCACGGGCAACUACCACUGGUAUCUCAAACAGGAGAUUCCCACUGACCUUGACUCUUCGUGUCUGUCAUGGCACCCCGAAAAGGCUCUGCGCUUUGCUGCUGCGUCGUCCAACGGCGUACUUGUCGCCGAGCACAUCUUCUACACGGCCCGAGGGUCAUGCCGGCCGCCUUUCGACAACGGUGCUGUUGCGGUUAUUGAUGGAGAUUCAGUUAAGCUAACUCCCUUCCGAACGGCCAACGUGCCGCCACCCAUGUCAUUGUUUGAGAUUACCGCUGCCUCUGCGGUAGUUGACGUGGCUUUCGGCUAUCAGAACACUAUUUUUGCGGUUCUUCAUCGCAACGGUGUUGAUGUGUAUGAGUGGCCAAUGAAGAACGGCAGGUCAAUCAAGCCGCAGCUUUUGCGCCAGAUCCUUUCUGAGCCUACAGACGUUCCUGCGUACCGCAUUCCGCUAAAGAUAACUUGCACCUCUAACAAUAAGUUUCACUGCUUCAACUACCUCAACUACCAAGACAAGGACUCUCUUGAGCUGUCCGCCCCAGCUGAGAGCAUUAAUGAUGAACAUUUAACCAUCUUCAAUACCUACCAGCCGUUAGGAGCAACAUCAACAUACCAGGACGACUCGACCCUGGAGGCCUAUGGCCAGGAUAGUUCAGGGAAGCUCUAUCGGAUCGGACAAUCCGAGAAUGAUAUCAUCCACAUCCAGUUCCAGACCCAACUCCCUUGGUUUGAGAUUACCAAGGUUGACGACGAACUCGUCGCAUUUGGCUUGUCAAGGAAUGGCCACAUGUACGCCAACUCGCGACUCCUCGCCAAGAACUGCACGUCUUUCAUUGUCACACCCACCCAUCUUGUCUUCACUACCAACAACCACCUGGUCAAGUUUGUGCAUCUAUCAGCCGAUGUCGAAGAACUCGAGGUCCCGGCCGAUGACCCCGAAAAGGACGAAAGAUGCCGUAGCGUCGAGCGUGGCUCUCGCCUUGUCACUGCCAUCCCGACAAACAUGAGCUUGGUGUUCCAGAUGCCCCGAGGCAAUCUCGAGACCAUCUUCCCCAGAGCCAUGGUUUUGGCGGGUAUCAGAGACCUCGUUGACGAGAAGAACUAUGCACGAGCGUUUUCAUACUGCCGGUCCCAGCGUGUCGAUAUGAACAUUCUCUACGAUCACCAGCCCGACCAAUUCCUGGCCAGCGUCGGGCUGUUUUUGGAUCAGAUUCCGGAUGUGACCUACAUUGACCUGUUCCUCUCUUCUCUAAAACCGGAGAACGUCGCAGAGACCAUGUACCAGGACACCAAGCGCUCCAAGGUGCAACCCUCUACUCUCCCGGCGGCCACGGAUUCGGCCCCGGCCCCCAAGUCCUCCGCCGCCAAGGUCAACGCCAUCUGCGAUGCCCUCCUCAAGGGCCUCCAGAGUCGCAAGGACACUAACCUCCAGAACAUCAUCACCGCACACGUUUGCAAGUCGCCCCCGGCUCUGGACGACGGCCUGACGCUCGUGGCGAACCUGAUGCUGGAGGACGAGAAGCUCGCCGAGAAGGCCGUCGAGCACAUCUGCUUCCUGGUCGACGUCAACCGCCUAUACGAGAACGCCCUUGGCCUCUACAACCUCGAACUGGCCCUCCUCGUUGCCCAGCAGUCCCAGCGCGAUCCCCGCGAGUACCUCCCCUUCAUGCAGAACCUGCACAAGCUCUCCGAGCUGCGCCGCAAGUUCGAGAUCGAUGACCACCUCGCCCGGCGCGAAAAGGCCCUGGGCCAUCUCCAGACCCUCGACGCCUUCGAUGAGCUCGUCGCUUACACCACGCGACACUCCCUCUACCACGACGCCCUCCGCCUGUACCGCUACGACCAGCCGCGCCUACGCAUCCUCACCGGCGCGUACGCAGAACACCUCGAGGCCACGUCUACGUACCGCGAGGCCGGUCUCGCGUACGAGUCGCUCCAGAACUACGCCAAAGCAACGAGCUGCUACCGCACUGCCGGCGCCACGUGCUGGCAGGAGUGUCUCUACACGGCACAGCAGCAAGAUCCUCCGCUCUCUGCCGACGCCAUGGCCGAGCUCGCCACUGCUCUCGCCGAUGCGCUCUGGGAAGCCAAGGAUUACUCCUCCGCCGCCACCAUCCACCUCGAAACCCUCAACGCCAUCGAGACCGCCGUCAGGUGCCUCUGCAAGGGAUACCACUUCGCCGAGGCCAUCCGCAUCGUCCUCCAGCGCUCCCGCCCAGACCUCCUCGCCGCUGCCGUCGACCCCGGCCUCGCGGAAGCCCUCGGCAGCACCACCGAGUUCCUCGCCGACUGCAAGGCCCAGCUCAACGCGCAGGUGCCGCGCAUCGCCGAGCUCCGCCGCAAGGCCGCCGAGGACCCGCUCGCCUUCUACGAGGGCGAGCGCGGCGGCGGCAUGGACAUCCCCGACGACGUCUCCGUGGCCUCGUCGCGCGUCAGCACCAGCGCAUCGCUCUUCACGCGCUACACCGGCAAGGCCGGCAGCGUGGGCACCGCCGGCACGGGCGUCAGCCGCGCGACGAGCAAGAACCGCCGCCGCGAGGAGAAGAAGCGCGCGCGCGGCCGCAAGGGCACCGUCUACGAGGAGGAGUACCUCGUCAACAGCGUGCGCCGCCUCGUCGAGCGCGUCAACGCCACCACGCCCGACGUCGAGCGCCUCGUCUUCGCCCUCGUGCGCCGCAGCAUGCCCGAGCGCGCCCGCGCCGCCGAGGCCCUCAUGGCCGACGUCUCGGAGACGUGUGCGCGCAUCGUCUCUGAAGUCUUCGCGCCCGUCGAGGAGAACGCCGAGGAGCAGCCACAGCCGGACGCCGAGCCUUCGUGGAAGGCAAGGGGUGGCGAAGCUGUCCUGCAGGAGUUUGUGCUGGGUCAGGCCAAGAAGCUGGAGCCGCCGCCGGUGACGAACCUGAAGAAGCUGACGCUGUUGGGAUCAUGAAAAAGGGGGGAUAUAGACGGGGCAUUCGAGCUAGCUUUGGACAUUCACAGGCUAGCAACUCAAAAAUAGACAGGGGAAUAGGGGGGAAGGGAAAGGUUCACGAC